This is a messenger RNA of Penicillium oxalicum, 966 nucleotides long. Its product is annotated as exosome non-catalytic core subunit RRP45. Gene Ontology annotation, cellular component: cytoplasmic exosome (RNase complex); nuclear exosome (RNase complex). The transcript is spliced from 3 exons. Bases 1 to 966 code for a protein of 321 amino acids. Gene Ontology annotation, biological process: nuclear polyadenylation-dependent mRNA catabolic process; U5 snRNA 3'-end processing; nuclear polyadenylation-dependent rRNA catabolic process. NCBI's taxonomy places the organism in Eukaryota, Fungi, Ascomycota, Eurotiomycetes, Eurotiales, Aspergillaceae. The record is from RefSeq and is a predicted model, not a curated record.
AUGCGGCCAGCAGCGGCAAAACGGCCGAAGAUAAGGCCGAAUAAUAUUCUCGACGAAAGCUCUUCGGUACCAACUGGGGAUCGCGCAAUGUCAAAGGAAGCCCCCCUCUCAAUCGCAGAGCGCGACUUCAUUCUUGAAGCUCUGCGCCAGGAUGCCCGUCUUGAUGGCCGCACUGCGAACCAAUUCCGUCCCUUGAAGAUCUCAUUCGGAGACGAGUACGGACAUGUGAAUUUGGAGCUUGGUAACACUAGUAUCAUUGUCCGGAUUUCUGCCGAGGUCACCAAGCCUCGCGAUGAUCGCCCUUUCGAUGGUCUGUUCAACAUCAAUCUGGAGCUCUCCGCGAUGGGCUCUCCCGCCUGGGAAAAUGGCCGCCCCAAUGAGGUCGAAUCUAACGUGACCUAUGUCCUCGACAGUGUCAUCCGUCACUCCAAUGCCCUGGACACGGAGUCACUUUGCAUCCUGAAAGGCGUGAGCUGCUGGAGUAUCCGUGCUGAUGUACAUGUCGUCGCCUAUGAUGGUAACUUGACCGAUGCGGCCUGUAUCGCGGUCAUGACUGGACUUCAACAUUUCCGCCGUCCGGAUGCCGUGGUGCGCGAUGGUCAGGUCAUUGUCUACGGUGUCGAGGAGCGAGUCCCCGUGGCGCUGAACAUCACACACAAGCCGCUUUCGGUCACGUUCUUUGCCUUCAAUGAGAGCCAGAACAUCAUCGUCGAUGCGACAUUGAAGGAAGAGCAGGCCUCUGAAGGCGAGCUGGUGAUUGGCAUGAACAACGGUGGCGAGAUGUGCUUUAUUAACAAGUUCGCCGGUGCGACCAUCAAUGCCAGGGAAAUCGUGACGCGCACUGCCAUUGCCCUGGAGAAGGUCAAGGAAGUUAAUGCUCAGAUCGAUAAGGCAAUGCAAGCCGAUUUGGCCCUGCGGGCCAAGACGGGCAUGGCUGAGGAAUCUCGUGCUCAGAACGACCGUUGA